Molecule: messenger RNA, 1366 nt
Organism: Hippocampus zosterae (dwarf seahorse)
Lineage: Eukaryota; Metazoa; Chordata; Actinopteri; Syngnathiformes; Syngnathidae
Gene: tomt
Product: transmembrane O-methyltransferase
Exons: 3
Coding region: 87-962 (291 amino acids)
Biological process (GO): developmental process; catecholamine catabolic process; dopamine metabolic process
Molecular function (GO): catechol O-methyltransferase activity
Source: RefSeq, a predicted model, not a curated record
AUCCACUCAACCUCAAAGAUCGAUGGGAGGCAAUGUUCCUUACUGCUGCUUCAUUGUUUCUCUUUAGAACUUAAAUGACUGACUGAAUGGCAUUCCCUGCCAUUGCGUUGGCUUUCCUCCCCCUCCUGCUGACGCUGCUCAUUCGAUACCGUUUCUACUUUGCGUUGUUCUACCGAGCGGUCCUGGUCCGCCUUUGGAAGGACUGUGUCACCGGUCUGAGCCGUGAGGAGCGAGCCUACCAAUAUGUUCUCACCCACGCCACACCCGGGGACCCUGACAGCAUUUUGGACACUUUUGACGAGUGGUGCAGCAAGGUGGAGUACAUUAGUAACAUUGGACCAAAAAAGGGGAAGAUCCUGGACAGGCUGCUGAUGGAGCAGAGUCCUCUAACAGUCCUGGAGUUGGGGACACACUGUGGUUACAGCACUGUGCGUAUGGCCCGAGCUCUACCACUGGGUGCCAGGAUCUACAGUGUUGAGAUGGACCAGAGGAACGCUGCCAUAGCUGAGAAAAUCAUCCGCCUGGCCGGCUUUGACGACGACACAGUGAGAGGGACACAAUCAUCUUUACUACUUCGAAUUGGAUCUGUUCAUAUGUUGACUUUUGGAACUAUGAAACAUGUUAUGUUUCUCAUCAAUCAGGUAGAGCUGAUUGUGAAUCCUUCAGAUGAAGUCAUCCCACGCUUGCGGUCUGACUUUGGUUUGGAGAGGCUUGAUUUGGUAUUCAUGGACCACUGGAAGAAAUGCUACUGUGCUGAUCUGCAGAUGUUGGAAGGUUCCGGUCUGCUCGGGAAAGGAUCUAUAAUUCUGGCUGACAACGUGCUGUUUCCAGGCGCUCCCAAAUUUCUCCGACACAUUCGCAAGAGUGGCUUGUAUGAGUGGAAGAUCCACCGCGCCACACUGGAGUACAGCAAGGGUAUCAGAGACGGGAUGGCAGAACUGGUGUAUCAGGGGAUCAACUAGACCAAUAGUUAAGUGCAAUAGGCUCAAGAUAAAACAACAUAAAUCUGCAUAAAUGACAAAGGUUAAUUGAGCAUGAUUCUGGUGUACAAAAUGAAAUAUAUUGGGCAUCUCAGUGUUGGGUUGUCCACAAAUCUCAAAUGAAGGAUAUCCAAUACAAACUCAGCAUCUGUAAAGGUUUAAGUAAAAUUCUUGGAGGGCAUGACAAAAUCGCCCCAAGCAUUCUGAGGCCAUGCAGUCAAUCAUGCCUGUUCUGUUGAUGCAGUCUUUGCAAUUUUUUCUUUACAUUUUGCAGUUCCAAAUCUCUUUCCAUAAUUAAUCCUUAAAGUUUCUGUUUACAGCCAGUCAUGUUCGUGACCUGUUGCUUAUUAACCCAAGUUGCCUCAUUGCGUAAUGUCCCUCCAUCU